GUCGUGACUCAUGACACAAGUCAUAGCAUACCCCACCACACCGAUACCAUCAAUCCCAAACUCCACCGUAGAACCCAUCAAAACCAUUUCUCAAACGUGUGAAACAAGAACCAGAAACAAAACCAAAAAGAAAAAAAAAUAAAAAUAAAGGGUAAUUUCCAACCAUAGGUGCUCCUUCCAACACAUGUUUCCUCUACCAAAUUCUUCACCUUUCGAUUUUUUCACAUGUUGCCGUGUUGGAACAACAAAAGGGGUUUGUUCCUACGCAUGUAAAUUCAACUCUUAGGAUACAAACCAUAACAUAUUUUCUUUUCAAGCUUUUUUUUUUUUUUUGGGGGGGGUUUCAAUAAGCCCUUGAAUCUAGAAGAAAAACAUGCCUCCCAUGUCGACGAUUCCACUUCACAGACCUGAAUUUCAUUCCUUGUUCUUCAAUGGGUCUCCAAAUUCUUAUAAAUGCCCGAGAAUCACUGCCUCGUGGACCAUGGCCAUGGAUUCGAAAUUUUCUCCAACAGUGAAGAAUAAUGGUGAUAAUAACUAUAAUAUGAAGAAGGAAGAACUCUCUGUGCAGCUUUCAACUCGACGCGUUUCCAAAGUGGAAACUUUAAGCUCCAAUGAUCUCCAAUUUGAUCGAUUGCAGCCAUCGGAUCAAGAAUUGGGUCGAGUAAAUAGGUUUGAGUUUGGGCAAUUUGUUGCACGAGAAGCUGUGCUUGAUGAAGAGUAUUGGACAGCAGCGUGGUUAAGGGCAGAAAGUCACUGGGAGAAUCGAGCAUAUGAAAGAUAUGUUGAUAACUACAAAAGGAAAUUUUCCGAGCAGGAAUUUAAUGCAUUGAAAAGGCGGUGCAAGGUGCAAAAUGGCGAUAGCUGCGCAUGUAUCAUCACGGUGAGGAAGGAGCAGAAGAAUGGAAAGCACUCAAUAUUAAAAAGUGUUGUAGGAACCCUUGAUUUGAACAUCCGAUAUUUGCUGCAAGGGGAGACCUUUCCAGGGGAACGGGUAAAGGCUCCUCUGUUUUGUAGCAUCAACAGAACACCACCAAGCAGAUAUGGCUACAUUGCGAACUUGUGUGUUAUUAAAUCGGCUCGGCGGCAGGGAAUUGCCAGGAACAUGAUGUCUUUUGCUAUUGAAGCUGCAAAAUCUAAUGCAGGUGUGACACAAGUAUAUGUCCAUGUAGACAAAAAUAAUAGGCCUGCACAGAUAUUGUACCAAAAGAUGGGCUUCGAGAUGGUUGAAAUGGCAAACUCCAGGUCGUUAGUAGAGGAAACAUACUUGCUACGUUUACAGACAUAAAAUACGAAAGAUUAUUAUUACUAACGCUCCAAUUGGAAAGCUUUGGAGCAAUUGGGAAUUUCAAAAUUCGAAUCGUCCUGAUAUCAUAGAGGUAUAAGCUUUUAGUUUGUGUAAAUACAUGUAGGUGUCCAUGCUUGUACCCAAGGUAACAAGUUUCCAUUAUUUUCAAAACUCCAGUUUUUAUGUACUCUUCCUGAAAUUAUAUUUAACGGAGAGAAGAAAAAAAAAACUUGUGUCGCCAAACUCUGAUCUUAUGUAUUGGAAUUGAAAAAAGCUGUUUUUAAGUGCAACGUUUUACAUGGUUUCUCGUUUGGAA
Cajanus cajan (pigeon pea) is the source of this 1601-nucleotide messenger RNA. RefSeq names its product GCN5-related N-acetyltransferase 6, chloroplastic. Gene Ontology annotation, molecular function: acyltransferase activity, transferring groups other than amino-acyl groups. The record is from RefSeq and is a predicted model, not a curated record. Lineage: Eukaryota; Viridiplantae; Streptophyta; Magnoliopsida; Fabales; Fabaceae.